This is a messenger RNA of Pteronotus mesoamericanus, 2295 nucleotides long. It is a transcript of the gene TTC4, whose product is annotated as tetratricopeptide repeat domain 4. NCBI's taxonomy places the organism in Eukaryota, Metazoa, Chordata, Mammalia, Chiroptera, Mormoopidae. Gene Ontology annotation, biological process: protein folding. Gene Ontology annotation, cellular component: cytosol; nucleus. Bases 83 to 1246 code for a protein of 387 amino acids. The record is from RefSeq and is a predicted model, not a curated record. The transcript has 10 exons. Gene Ontology annotation, molecular function: Hsp70 protein binding; Hsp90 protein binding.
GGGCGCCGGCGCCGCCGGAAGCUGUCGCACAGUUCUCGGCGUCGGGACUGCGAGGUCGUGCCGCGAGGGCCCAGGAGCUGCAAUGGAGCCGGCUGAUCUGGAACCCGUCUCCGUCGACGCUACGGACUCGUUCCUGGAAAAAUUCCAGAGCCAGCCUUACCGUGGCGGCUUCCACGAGGACCAGUGGGAAGAGGAAUUUGAAAAGAUCCCCCUGUUUAUGAAGAAAGCACCAUCAGAAAUUGAUCCCAAGAAGAAUCCUGACUUGGCUUGCCUCCAGUCAAUUAUUUUUGAUGACGAGCGACCUCCAGAAGAACAGGCCAAGACCUAUAAAGACGAGGGCAAUGAUUACUUUAAAGAAAAAGAGUAUAAAAAAGCUGUUACUUCAUAUACUGAAGGCUUAAAGAAGAAAUGUACAGACUCUGAUUUGAAUGCUGUUCUCUAUACCAACCGGGCCGCAGCACAGUACUAUCUGGGCAAUUUUCGUUCGGCUCUCAAUGAUGUGAUGGCUGCCAGAAAGCUAAAACUCCGCCACCUCAAAGCAAUCGUAAGAGGUGCCUUGUGCCAUCUGGAACUGAAAAACUUUGCCGAGGCUGUGCGCUGGUGUGAUGAGGGGCUGCAGAUUGAUGCCAAAGAGAAGACACUUCUGGAAGUAAGGGCUAAAGCCGACAAACUGAAGCGAACUGAACAGAGGGAUAUGAGGAAAGCCAAGUUAAAAGAAAAGAAGGAGCAGAACGAGAAUAAGGCUUUACUCCAGGCCAUCAAGGCUAGGCACAUCAAGCUAGUCUAUGAAGCUGCCGGUGAAGAUGAAGAUUCAGCCUCAGAAGGUCUGUGUAAACUCCUGGACGGGCUCAGCUUUGAGAACCCCUAUGGAGCCAGGCUGAGUAUAGAUGACCAGGGCAGACUGAGCUGGCCUGUGCUCUUUCUGUACCCAGAGUAUGCGCAGUCGGACUUCAUCUCUGCUUUUCAUGAGGACUCCAGGUUUAUUGAUCAUCUAAUGGAGAUGUUUGAUGAAACACCCUCUUGGGACUUAGAGCAGAAAUACUGCCCUGAUAAUUUAGAGGUCUACUUUGAGGAUGAGGACAGGGAAGAACUGUACCAGGUGCCUCCCAAGUGUACCCUGCUGCAGGUGCUGCAGCACCCACGGUUCUUUGUAAAAGCCCUGACACCAGCAUUUUUGGUCUGUGUGGAAUCCUCUCCUUUUUGUAGAAAUUAUCUCCGGGUGAGAAAUAUGCAGCAGGUAAAAUGAUCGAGCCAGGCUGUGGAGCCAGCCCCCCCAGACCUCCCUGACCCUCUACCUGGGACAUAGCAUACCUGAAUCAGCUGGACAUGCUCCUAGAAUCCAACACGUUUUUCUGUCAUUCUGGGGACAGUCCUUCCUCAAAUUGUAGGCAGUGAGGAGCUGCUGACUUCUCUGAGCUGCAGCUUCUCUGGUCAAAGUGCUGAGCCUCAGCUGGUCUUCACUCUCCUCUGUUGAUAACAAAACUCUGCGCCUUGGUCAUGACAUUCUUCGACUCACUGUGAGCUGUGUUAAUGAGCCUCCAUCUCUGAAGGGACCAUCUUUUGCAGUUACCACAGCAACUGACCCAAGGAACCCACUGGACUGGCUCAGGAUCCAGUGACCUGGUCCUGAACCUUUGUGGAGUUAGAGGCUCUAGGGAAGCUACCCCUCAAACUGCACAUACACACAAACCACACAUGUAAUUUUGAGGCAUUGAAGCUGAGACUCCGGCCUCCAGUUAUUUCAUGAGCACGGAGGGUUGCUCUGGGGAUACUGUAGAUGCCUUGGGGUGUGAUGGGGCCAGGAAAGGCGGGUCCUUUUUCUGUAUCUAUAAACACCUGCAAUCUGGGAUCCUCCAGAAGCCCUAAGAGGUUUGCCAAUUUUCCUGAUCUUUGCAAUAUGGGGGACUGUGAUACACUUGAACAGUGGACUCUGCAUUCUUUCCCAGUUUUCACAUUUUAGGAUUUUUUGCCUUUUAAACUGAAAGAUCUUUUUGAUUGUUGAAUCAUUGUCACAGGUUGUACCUAGGUUUUAUAUGCCUUUACCUGUAGCCACAUGACUACUCGCAGUGCCCACCCCAUCCCCUGGGGAGGAGUGCGCGUGCCUGAAGAGCCAUGGUGUGGAAGGGUCAUGUUCUUUUCUCUCUGCCGUGAGAACACAUUUCCCAGACGGGGGCUGUUCCUUCAGCCUGGGUGCCAGACUGGUAAGACAUGUGGAACAGAGCUACAGGAGCUGCCCUUCAGCCACUGAUUGUAAUACGAGUGAGAAAUAAAUGUUUGUUGUAAAAGCACUGAUAU